UUGAAUAAAAUCUCAGAUAUAGUUAUAAUUAUGAAAAGAAAUAUUCUUACAAGCUUUGGUUGAUUAUUUAUUGUUUUGAUUACACUCGGAAGCACUGAGGCUCAGAACAGCCAAUGCUUCUCUGAAGUCCUUGCAAGCCCAGAAUUGCUACUUCCGAUGAUCAUGGCUACAGGGAAAGGUCUCAAUGAUAUGGGUGAUUUUGAUGCUUGUAGUCUAAACCCAGGUACUGAAUAUGCCCUAAUUUAUAUCCCAGGACAGCCUUUCUUCCUGGGAACAUGAAUGCCUGCCUCAUGCAACAGGCAAGAUCUCCAGAUUCUGGCUGAUGGGAUGUCGUUCCUUAUCCACCAAAUAGGAAUGCCUCCUUCAGUUGUUGGGGACGUUCAUAUUCCAAACAAAGAUCCUAUCACAGUCUCUGGCUGGCAAAUCGUCGGGUUUAUAGGAUUCGGAUUUAUUGCUAUUUUAUUGAUAUUAGGACUACUGGUAGAAUACACCCCAUUGAUGGGACAAGUCCAAGAGACAGAUGAACUCCUCUCUGAAGCCAAAAAGGAUAAGAUGCUGGUUGCUUCGAAGUCUAUGCUUGGAAAAUCCUUGUUAGCAUUUUCUCCAUCAAGGAAUCUCAAAAAGAUGUUUUACACUCCUCAAAUAGAUGAUGACUGUUUGACAGUAUUGAAUGGGAUUAGAGUUAUUAGUCUCUACUUCGUUAUUUUAGGACACACUAAUACAUUGAUGAUGAUGGGUGGGAUCACAAACCUUCUAUCCGCUCAAUCUCUAGUCAGCUCUUGGUGGAUCAUUUUAAUAUGUAUCGGAUUUUACUCAGUUGAUGUUUUCUUUUUCAUUUCUGCGUUCUUGGCCACAUACCUUAUGAUUAGCAAAUUUCAUGGAAAGAGGUUGUUCAACAUCCCAAUGGUGUACCUACACAGGCUGAUCAGAGUACUUCCAACUGUGCUUUUGGUGUUUGCUAUGUACUUCACAUUCUUGCCAUUCAUAGGGUCAGGACCUAUAUGGAAGCCAUCUAUCGAAAGCGAUAUGAAUAAUUGUAAGUUGAGUUGGUGGCCCAAUGUCAUCUUCAUUUCUUCAUGGUAUACUAGAGCUGAAUGCUUCGGGCACCUCUGGUAUCUAUCUAAUGACAUGACUUUCUUCUUAUUUGUUCCUUUGGUUGUUCUUGCAUACCUGAACUCCAAGUUUAUAGGCUACUUACUUGUCAUUUUCCUGAACAUUUUCGGUAUAGUUCUUCCUUUUAUAUUUUCUCACAUCAGAGGGCACACGAUCACCAUGCUUAAAGACCAAGACGUUGACUCUAACAUCGAGUUGAACCAACACCCAUACAACAGGAGUGGUUCCUACUCUGUCGGAAUGCUAUUCGGGUUGUUAUACUUUGAGUGGGCUAAAUCCAAGACAGAUCCUACCUAUCAGCAUUCUAUCGGUACUAGGUUUUAUAACCUAUUCAGUAACAGCUCAAUUUUGUGCUUCCUCUCAUUUGUGUUAUCCUCUUGCGCGAUUCUCUUCUUUAUUAUGUUCCCAGCUGUUGAACUGCUCCAUCCAGGUCCCAGAAGAAUCAGCCAGAUACCUAGUGAUUUUUUCAAUGCAUUUCACAGAUCAAUUUUCGCGACUGCUCUUGGAUUGUUUCUGGCUCCAAUCUUUGUCGGAAAACUCUCUUUAAUCAAGGAUAUAUUUGGAGGAAAAUUAUGGGCUCCUUGGGCAAAAGUUUCUUUCGUAUCAUACCUCAUUCACAUCCACGUCAUGGCUUCCUUCUACUUGCAAUCAAAAGGCUCAUUAUAUUUCGAUGGUCCAUCCCAGAUCUUCUACUCACUUGCUGCCCUCCUAAUUGUACUCCUCGUAAGCGUCCCUGUUGCUCUCAUCAUCGAGUCUCCAGUCCUCCAGCUUGAAAGACUAGUGUUAUUCCCUCCAAAGCAGAGCCCACCCCCUCUCCAGCAAGAAGUCCUGCUCAAGAAGCAAACUAAAAUCAACAAGUCAGAUUCCUCUCAGGAUUCCAAUGAUGCCUAAAAUUUUGUGCGUAAAACCUUAUUCUCAACCGACAA
Molecule: messenger RNA, 2039 nt
Organism: Moneuplotes crassus
Lineage: Eukaryota; Ciliophora; Spirotrichea; Euplotida; Euplotidae
Source: the annotation of a GenBank genome assembly